Messenger RNA from Cynara cardunculus var. scolymus (artichoke), 2983 nucleotides. Its product is annotated as serine/threonine-protein phosphatase 6 regulatory subunit 3-like. NCBI's taxonomy places the organism in Eukaryota, Viridiplantae, Streptophyta, Magnoliopsida, Asterales, Asteraceae. Bases 413 to 2752 code for a protein of 779 amino acids. The record is from RefSeq and is a predicted model, not a curated record. Gene Ontology annotation, molecular function: protein phosphatase binding; protein phosphatase regulator activity. The transcript is spliced from 20 exons.
UCUAUCAAAUCCAUCGAUUUUUACUGUUUUUUUCUCUCUCUAAAAUCCAAAUAUUAGGGUUUUUGUUGCCUUUCGCUCCAAAAUUUCAAAACGGCCAAUCGUGAAUCUCGAGUUGUUCUCCCUCUUUCUCUUGCCAUCUAGGGUUUGCAGAUCUAACCCAUUUAUAAUUCAACAUGUUUUGGAAGCUUACAUCCUUAUCUGCUUCUUCGCCUGUGUUGAUUGAUAGGUCCAGCAUAAAAUUAUAAGGUCGAGUCUAUAUUGGACAAGGAGAAUUUCACAUUGGAAGAGCUCUUGGAUGAAGAAGAUAUAAUCCAAGAAUGCAAAGCGUUAAACAGUCGCCUUAUUAAUUUCUUACGGGAUAGAGUUCGGGUUGAACAAUUAUUGCGGUAUGUCAUAGAAGAGCCUCAGGAGGAUGCUGAUAGCAAACGUACUUUCAAGUAGGUUCCCUUUCAUGGCUUGUGAGAUCUUUACAUGUGAAAUUGAUGUAAUCUUCAAGACCUUAGUGGAGGAAGAGGAGCUUAUGGAUUUACUUUUCUCCUUCUUGGAGCCAACCCGCCCUCAUAGUGCCUUGCUGGCUGGGUACUUCAGUAAGGUUGUGAUAUGUCUCAUGUUGCGGAAGACGGUUCCACUUAUGAAUUAUGUUCAAGCUCAUCAAUAUGUUUUCCAACAGCUGGUUGAUUUAAUAGGGAUUACAUCAAUCAUGGAGGUCUUGGUUAGACUUGUUGGAGCGGAUGACCAUAUCUAUCCCAAUUCUACAGAUGUGAUGCAGUGGUUGGCCAAUAGCAACUUGUUGGAGAUGAUAGUAGAUAAAUUGAGUCCUUCCAACCCUUCUGAAGUACAUGCUAAUGCGGCAGAAACAUUAUGUGCUAUAACAAGAAAUGCGCCAUCUCCUCUUGCCUCUAAACUUUCUAGUUCAAGUUUCGUGACAAGGAUAUUUGGUCAUGCAUUAGAAGAUUCACAUUCAAAAUCAGGACUUGUCCACUCACUGUCUGUGUGUAUAUCCUUGUUGGAUCCAAAAAGAUCACUUCCUUCGCUGUUAUUUCAUUCUUUUCGAGGUCAACAUGUAUACGAGUCACCAGUGCAAGUUAACCAGGAGACUGUUGGUGCCAUGCUGCCCAAACUUGGUGACCUGUUGAUCUUAUUGAAUGUUUCAUUGGAUGAGAAGAUUUUACCAACUACUUAUGGCCAAUUGAAGCCUCCUCUAGGGAAGCAUCGACUAAAGAUUGUGGAGUUUAUUGCAGUUCUAUUGAAGACCGGGAAUGAAAUUGCAGAGAAGGAAUUAAUUAGCUCUGGAACCAUUCAAAGAGUUCUUGAUCUUUUUUUCGAGUACCCAUAUAAUAAUGCUUUGCAUCAUCAUGUUGAGAGCAUAAUAUUAUCCUGCCUAGAAAGCAAAAACAAUACCAUCAUUGAUCAUCUAUUUCUAGAAUGUGGUCUCACGACAAAGAUUCUACAAACAGAUAGGAGUCCCAUCCUUUCUGGUGAAGUUGAUCAGCCAACGCUGCCUGCUGCUGGAAGAAAUGCACCCCGGGUUGGGAACCUUGGACAUGUCACACGUAUCGCCAAUAAGAUCAUACAGUUGGGAAAUUGUGAUAGCCGCAUUCAGACACAUAUUCAGGAAAGUAGUGAAUGGAAUGAUUGGCAGACUACAGUUUUACAGGAACGCAAUCUGGUUGAAAAUGUGUAUCGGUGGGCUUGCGGUCGACCAACUGCACUACAAGAGAGGAAUAGGGAUAGUGAUGAGGACGAUAUUCAUAGCCGAGACUAUGAUGUUGCUGCUCUAGCAAAUAAUCUAAGUCAAGCAUUUAGGUACAACAUAUAUGACAACGAUGAUGGUGAUGAGGGCCAUGGGACUCUUGAUCGAGAUGACGAGGAGGGUUAUUUUGAUGAUGAAUCUGCUGAAGUUGUUAUAUCAUCCCUUAGGCUAGGUGAUGACCAAGGAAGCAGUUUGUUUACAAAUUCAAAUUGGUUUGCUUUUCAAAAUGACAACAUAAACGAUGCACCCACCUCAGCUUCUGAAAUACUGGAUGAGAUAAACUUGAAUGGAGGAGCAUCUCAUGGUGGUAACAGCAGUAGUGACGACGAAGUGGUGGUUGGAGAGGAUGAUGAAUUGGUGGCUUGCAAGAAUUCCAACAAUGGUACAUCUAGUUCCAACCCAAAUCCAAAUCCCUUCAGCGAAGAAGCAGAUGGAGCAGACUUGAAGAACAAUGAUAGUGGGUUUUUCAGAUUGGAGACAACAGACAACGAAGAGUCAUUAGUAGAUGAGAGGCCUAUACCCGAGUGGGUAGGAUGGGAGAAGCCAUCAUCAGUUGGUGGGCCAGGGGUGAACCCGUUUGAAGAUUACGGUAAUGCCCCUGCCCCUGGUCCCAGUGAGGAGACAGUAGCAGUAGCAGGUACGUCUAUGAGUAGUCCAGUUUCAUCUGGAGAGAAUGGCACAUUGUGUUCGAGUAAUCCGAGUGAUGGGCCGCCAGCCAAUGCUGGUGGUGGGGUUUCUUUGUUUGAAGAAGAUGUGGAGUUUGUGGGGGUAGAAGUUGAAGGGACAGAGAAAGCCAUGGAUGAAGCUCUCAAGGAAGGGAUUGUAGGGGAAGCAGGGGCUUUAAAAAGGAAAGUGGUCAUAAUACCAAAUAAGGAUAAAAACAUAGCAGAAGAAGAAAAAGAAAAGGAAGGAGGAGAAGAAGGUAGGGGUGAAGGAAUGAAAGAGUUUAAUGAUGCUAACUAUUGGAAGGUUGACCAAGAAGUCAAGGUUUUGGAGUGAAACUAGACCUGUUUGAACAUGGGGGAAAAGCAGCAGCAGCAACAGCAACAGAAAGAGAUGUACAGUAUAAUUUUGAUUGUGUAGGCUGGUUGGUUGGUUGAUGUGAUCAACUGAUUGAUUUAUGUUUUUUAAUUAUCAUUAUUAUUAUUAUUAUUUACAGAUUUUGAAAUGAUUUGGAUCAUCAAUCAUCUGUGUAUUAUUCUUGAUUUCCAGAUAGAUUUUUUUAUGUAA